This is a messenger RNA of Rhagoletis zephyria (snowberry fruit fly), 596 nucleotides long. RefSeq names its product E3 ubiquitin-protein ligase RNF181 homolog. Gene Ontology annotation, biological process: ubiquitin-dependent protein catabolic process. NCBI's taxonomy places the organism in Eukaryota, Metazoa, Arthropoda, Insecta, Diptera, Tephritidae. The record is from RefSeq and is a predicted model, not a curated record. Gene Ontology annotation, molecular function: ubiquitin protein ligase activity. Gene Ontology annotation, cellular component: nucleus.
UCCCUUCUCCCCUCUCUUUCCAUACAAUUCCAGCAGUAAAAUGGCCGACUAUUUCGAAGACAUGGGUCACGAACCGACAGGCGCCGAGGGUCCUAAUGAUUUUGCCAAACAUUUCAAGCGCCUGCAAGUGUUGGCCAUCAUGAACGGCAUCGACAUGGAAAUCGAGGUGCCCGAGGCGUCUAAGCGCGCCAUUGCCGCACUGCCGGACCAUAUCAUUACCGCAGCAGAUGUGGCUCAGGAACUGGAGUGCGCGGUUUGCAAGCAGCCAGCAGAGGUCGAUGAGAAGUACAAAAUUUUGCCUUGCAAGCACGAGUUUCACGAGGAGUGUGUGCUACUGUGGCUGAAAAAGGCCAACUCAUGUCCAAUGUGCCGUUACGAAUUGGAAACCGAUGAUCCAGUCUAUGAAGAGUUACGCGAGUUUCGCCAAGAUGAAUCCAAUCGUCGCGCUCGACAAGACUACAUGAUGGACUCAAUGUUUUCCUAAAUAAAUUUAAUCUUAAUUUUAGUAUUAUUGAAAUGGUGGCAGUGGGGAAAAGGAAUAGAUUUUCGGCGGACAAGGUUUUGAAACUUUCUAAAUAAAUUGCGUUUGAAAACAA